Pieris brassicae (large cabbage white) is the source of this 2351-nucleotide messenger RNA. RefSeq names its product CCR4-NOT transcription complex subunit 7. Bases 243 to 1112 code for a protein of 289 amino acids. Gene Ontology annotation, molecular function: nucleic acid binding; poly(A)-specific ribonuclease activity. The record is from RefSeq and is a predicted model, not a curated record. NCBI's taxonomy places the organism in Eukaryota, Metazoa, Arthropoda, Insecta, Lepidoptera, Pieridae. Gene Ontology annotation, cellular component: CCR4-NOT complex; P-body; CCR4-NOT core complex. The transcript has 8 exons.
AACGUGACAUGUGUGUACCUGUGUAGUCUGUUUUAAUGUUUUGGCUUCUUAGUAUUAAUUAUUGUUUUCGCAACUUCUUUAUUAAAAUUAGAAGUGUUUAGUGUUUCUCAAUAAUACGCAUUUCAAAUUAAAUAUAAAUGUUCCAUAGCCUUUACACAACACUCUUGUGAUUCUUAAAAACCGUUGACGAAAUCAAACAAAAAAAAGUCUCUAUUCAGCAAGAAAAGGACAAAUUCUUGAAGAUGCCUGCAGCUAGCUUUGGUUCACUUUCGCAACUACCAGGAGCGGAGAACUGCGGUAUUAAAGAUGUAUGGAACCACAAUUUACAUGAGGAGUUUCAAAUAAUACGACAAAUUGUUCAAAAAUAUCACUGGGUUGCUAUGGACACAGAGUUUCCAGGGGUUGUGGCCAGACCUAUUGGGGAAUUUCGAUCAACUGCAGAUUACCAGUAUCAGUUAUUAAGAUGUAAUGUUGAUUUGCUGAGAAUUAUCCAACUUGGCCUAACAUUCAUGGAUGAAAAUGGAAAAACUCCUCCUGGUUACACAACAUGGCAAUUUAAUUUUAAGUUCAACCUACAGGAGGACAUGUAUGCUCAAGAUUCGAUUGAUUUGCUCCAAAAUUCAGGUCUUCAGUUUAGAAAACAUGAAGAAGAUGGAAUCGAGCCAUUAGAGUUUGCUGAACUACUUAUGACAUCAGGUCUUGUGCUAAUGGAUAACAUCAAAUGGCUCAGUUUUCAUUCUGGAUAUGAUUUUGGAUACUUGCUGAAGUUACUCACAGAUCAAAACCUGCCGCAGGACGAAAAUGACUUUUUUGAAAGUCUAAGGCUAUAUUUUCCAACUGUCUAUGAUGUCAAAUACUUGAUGAAAUUGUGCAAAAACUUGAAAGGAGGUUUACAAGAAGUAGCCGAUCAGCUGGAGUUACGAAGGGUUGGGCCGCAGCAUCAGGCAGGAUCUGACUCGCAUUUAACUGGAAUGGCUUUUUUCAAGAUAAAGGAAAUAUUCUUUGAUGACAACAUUGAGAGUUCCAGUGGUCAUUUAUAUGGCUUAGGAGCUCCGUUUUCAGUUAAUUCCAACAACUUCCAAGAUAACGGUGAGAACGGAAACUCCUCUUGAUCCGGAGAUUCUGUUAUAACGAAUGUAACACCGCAACCCAAUGUGUUCCAUCUUACAGAGUAACAAAAGAUAUGGGUAUGCGUAAUUGGGCUAACUCACUUGAUUGAACUGUAUCGGCAUUGUUGGACGGAGUCACGUAAUCGAGAUUCAGAAUAAGAAUCAAAGUCGACUUAUUGACGCUAAGUACAUCAAACGUAUGAAUUCUAAUACGUUUUUUAUAUACAUCAUACUAAGCGCUACGUAUUAUCUUUAAGACAUGCUUCAAUUCGGUUCAGUUUAGAUUUUUGAAAAUUGUGUUUAAAAAUGUAACUUUUAUACCUGGAGCCAGAGUCUAAAGUUACUCAGCGGUAGUGACCCACGUAACGUCAAAUUAAUUUGUUGAAAGUGGAAACGACCUAAAGAAUUUUUAUAUUUUUUUUUUAAUAAUAUUAACCAUCCCUCAGUAUCUAUGGCUUUGAGGAUUAAUCACAUUCAUACGUCAACUGUCAUCUGUCAACAAUGAUUUAGCUCAUUGCGCGGCGCAGUACGCUGAGUGAGUUAGCGUAAGAGUUACCCAUAUACAAGAAAAAUCAUGUAUAUAAAUAAACUUAAAUAAAUUGACGGAAAACAACAAUAUAAUAGUGUGAUUAUAACUUUGGUUUUAGCGCUCAUGUAAGUUUCAGACAUGUUUGUAUUUCACGUGUAAAGAAUUUGUGUUAAGUAAUAAUUUUUAUUAAGCUUUACAUGCUGUAUUUUAUAUUCAUUGUAUAUUAUUGAAAAAUAUAAGUUGGAUGUAUAAUAUGAAUUUUAAAAGAUCCAAUAAAAUGUGUAAUAAGUUUUCAAAAUAUCAUCAUUUUAAAAAUUAAUAUGUACAAAAUAUAAGAUAAAGAUUUGUUUAGUAUAGUUUUCAUUAACCACUCGUAUAAGGAAACAUAAGGGAGUAUUAAAUAAUAGGCAAAAAUUUAUGUUUUUUAUAGUCUACUGGUAAACUGUCACUUUUCACAGAUAACAAACAUUUAUAAUAUUUUAUUUUACAACUAAUUUUUAACACAUAUAAGUCACUUUUGCACAAGCCAUUGCAUGGUGAAAACUACGAAUACGACAUUAAAAUCUUUUUCUCAUAGGACAAUGUAGUGAUGAGUUGACUGCAAAUGCAUUUUGGCCCUCACUCAUCUCGCUGGCCUAUUACAAUUCUAUCUAUCAUCUAAAUAUCAAAUCUAUGUCAAAUAAAUACUUCAAUGGGCAGGUGGUUCCACAUAA